GGCCCUGGUCUAAACACUUGGGUGAUCAUGGAGCCGUCUCGGUGUAGUUCCUCAGCUCUGGGCCGCUUACGCUUCAACAACACCGUUCUGAAGACGCUCCCAGUGGAUGACUCAGAGGAGCCCGGGUCCCGGACGGUCCCUGCCGCAUGUUUCUCCCGAGUCCGUACUCUGAAGCCCCUGGUUAGUCCGACCUUUGUAGCCCUGUCCCCGGCGGCGCUGGCUCUGCUCGGCCUGAGUAUUCAGGAUGUGUGGAGUAAUCCCCUGAGCCCGGAGUAUUUGAGCGGCUCCAGGCUGCUGCCGGGCUCCGAGCCGGCAGCACACUGUUACAGCGGACACCAGUUUGGCCUGUUUGCGGGGCAGCUGGGGGAUGGAGCGGUGAUGUACCUGGGUGAGGUGGAGUCGGAGACGCAUGGUCGAUGGGAGAUUCAAGUGAAAGGUGCAGGAGUCACACCUUAUUCAAGAGAUGGUGACGGCAGGAAGGUGCUUCGCUCCAGCAUCAGGGAGUUCCUGUGCAGCGAGGCCAUGGCUGCUCUGGGGAUAUCCAGCACCCGUGCAGCCUCCCUGGUGACCUCUGACCUCUACAUCACCAGAGAUCCACUGAACAAUGGUAGGCGAGUUUCUGAGCGCUGCUCAGUCGUACUGCGUCUCGCCCCGUCCUUCAUCAGAUUUGGAUCUUUUGAGAUCUUUCAAGGCCGAGAUGAUUUUUCAGGCCUGCAGGGUCCCAGUGCAGGGCGGCAUGACAUCCGCGCUCAGCUGCUGGAUUAUGUGAUCGAAAAUUUUUAUCCCUGCAUCCAGCGGACUCACACAAACAGAAAGGACAGAAAUACGUUGUUUUUCAAAGAGAUCAUGAUGCGAACGGCAAAGCUAGUGGCCCAGUGGCAAAGCGUUGGUUUCUGCCAUGGUGUCCUCAACACAGACAACAUGAGCAUCCUGGGUCUUACACUGGAUUACGGUCCCUUUGGUUUCAUGGACAGGUUUGAUCCUGAUUUCGUUUGCAACGCCUCGGACAAAAGAGGUCGUUACUCAUACCAAGCCCAGCCGUCAGCAUGCCACUGGAACCUGGCUCGCCUGGCAGAGGCUUUGGGCUCUGAGCUGAAUACCGCUGAAGCAAAGGCCACCCUGGAUGAAUUCAUGCCCACAUACAAAGCCUUCUACCUGGGUAUCAUGAGGAAAAAGCUGGGACUUGUGAGGAAAGAAGAGGAAGCUGACAGCGAGCUCAUAUCAGACCUUCUGGGACUCAUGCACAACACUGGUGCAGAUUUCACAAACACUUUCCGCCUGUUGAGCCGUGUCCCCUGGCCUGAAGAGAGCGACAGUGGGCAGGCCGCUGUGGGGCCAGUCGUGGACCUCUUCUUAGAGCAGUGUGCUUCUAUUGAGGAGCUAAAGGUGGCUAAUAAGCCAACAAUGGAGAACGGUGAAUUGGCGAUGAUUCUGUCAAUGGCACAAACAAACCCUGUCAUGUUUGGGAUAGUAGCGGACAGUCCAGGUGUGUCCGAGCAACUUAUCAGGAUGGGACGGCUUAAGGAGCUUCUCAGCACGGAUCAAGACGAGCUGAAGGACAAGCAGCGAGAUGACUGGAUUCGCUGGAUUAGCCGAUACAGGAGGCGUUUAUCCAGGGAGUGUGACGGCACAGGGGACUUGUGUCUCAUCAAAAAGGAGAGGAUCAGUGUGAUGAACAGCACCAACCCCCGUGUCGUCCUGCGGAACUACAUUGCCCAGAAUGCAAUUCUGGCUGCAGAAAAAGAAGACUUCUCUGAGGUCAACAGGAUCCUCAAAGUUCUGCAGAAACCGUAUUCUGAAUCUGACGCUCUGACACAGACUUUGGAUGUCAAUAAACCGGCUACCCACUAUGACAUGAAACCACCUGCCUGGGCCAAAACAAUUUGUAUCACCUGAUCCACAUAGAGCCUCCAAAACAGGUGGAUGGAGAAGGUUUGUUCCCUCUGAUGGACUGCCUGGGUCCAAAGUUUCAGAGAAAACUAGAUCAGACUUUCUCACCUGCAUCCUCUGGGGAGGUUUUCGCAUAUGUCAGUGUGUUUCAGAGUUCAUCAGUAAUCUCUGUUAGUGUGAUCAUAAUGCUUUUAUUACAGUGUUUAAAAUGUGUGAGGGAGACAUAAUCUGAUAUAAUGGACAUCCCUACAAGUAGUUGAUGAUUUAUGCUGAUGACCGAUGACGACUCAGAUGACUAGUCACACAAAGACCUGUCUGAGUCUGAAACACCAGGAACUCACUGACGCGUGUUACUCACAGAUAAUUAGAUCAUAUCAGAUCAACAGUAAUACAACAAAUUUAAUUCACUAAAAAAUACAUUUAAUCAAAUUUUAAACUGGUUUCUAAGGCCUGAUGUUACUACAGUACAUAGAAUGGUUGUGCAUUUUGUUCAAAGAAAACAAAAAUAGAAAAUGACUUACAUUUCUUUUCUUGCUCUUGGAAAUGCAUUCAUUUGCUUGCCAUGAGGGUUUCUCACUUCUUUGCAGCAGUUAGAAUUAAACAAAUAUCAUAGAUUUUCCCCACAAACAUGUCUUAGAGGUUGAAUUUAUCAAGAAUAGAAUUUAAAAAUGUUUUAAAAAGUGGGGUUUUUUUUAGAAUUAUUUGUCAUUUUGAGGUUAAUCUUUCAAUUUUGGGGGCUUUAAAUGUCAUCAUUUAAUCUCUUUAUCCUAUAAGACACUUAACAAUAGUAUCAUAAUUUGUGUAUGAAAUCUUAUGCAUGAUUUAUGGGCAAACAUUUAAUUUUGUAAUCAAUAAAAUGUAAUUUAGAAAGAAAUCCUGAGGUCCUGUUAAAGCUCCUGUGAGGAACUUUCUGACUUUGGCUGACCACACACUAGAAGACUUUUAGAUCCUAAGAGACCACACACAUGAGGGAAGUUCUGAGAGAUUUUUAACACACUAUCCUCUGAACACACACAAUUUCAUAACACAGCUAGAACACAAUGAUAACAUUUGUGUUACAGACAGCUGUAACGUGAGCUCUCAGAAAGUUGCGUGACCAAACGUGACUACAGAAGAUAAACAAACAUGGAGGGAGAUCAACAUCGUCAGCUGUCCUGGCAUGUGUCCUGUUUACAGUAAUAAACAAGAAUAAGAACAUGAGUGAAUAAUUCCAGAAGCUGGUUUUCUGUUGUGAUAUUCCACUUGACUCAGAGUGCAUUUGUGUUUACACUCACUGCCAUGUUUGUGAGCUGUAAAAGUACACAUCUGGUUGGUGAUGCUUCCCAGUAUGCUCCUUUUUAUUGGUUAUGUAGGCUUUUUGUCAGAUUGGAGGCAGUCCAACCUGCAAUCAUAAAUAUCAACAUGUUUGAUGUUUGCAGUCAGGUCGGGGAGGCUCCGAUGCUUGAGGAUCAGUAAAAGAGUCUUAUUGACGGCACACACUUGGGGAUUAUUUCAACCAAUGAUUGGUUAUGACAAGCCCCAGGUUAGGGCAUUGGGGAUGUUAAAUUGUCUCGUCUGUGGCCAGCCUUAGUUGACUUUAGCACCUCUAUGAACAAAUAAAAGUACCUCUUUGACGAUC
Molecule: messenger RNA, 3508 nt
Organism: Notolabrus celidotus (New Zealand spotty)
Lineage: Eukaryota; Metazoa; Chordata; Actinopteri; Labriformes; Labridae
Gene: selenoo2
Product: selenoprotein O2
Exons: 9
Source: RefSeq, a predicted model, not a curated record